AGGGGCGGGGCGGGACAGGGCAGGGCGGGGCACCUGACGGGCACUGCUCCACACCGGUUAUUUUAGACCCUAGAGGUGCACGGUGCCGGCCGGACCCCCAACACCCACCCACGGUCAGGGCCUCUGGUGUUCAUUCUCGCUGACGCUCGCCCUUCCUCCGGGGCAAAGCCAGGAGAGUGAAGGAACCCUCUUCGACGACACUCUACCCAAAAAGUCCCGAAGUCCUCUGGCGUUGCAGAGCGGAGGACUGAAGGACGUCGACUAUUUCCCUCUUUUUCUCUCGACAAAAGGAACCAAAUCCAUCCAAAAUGCGACUACUGACGGGAGCCCUGUUGGCUGUGGUCAUCCUCCUGCAGCUUCUUGGAGGAAAGACGCAAGCCCUAACUACCAAAGCAGACGUUAUCGAGGAAAUAAACGCUAAACAACUCGAAAACCUGUUAGCUGAAAGUGAUUACGUGGCAGUGUAUUGGUACAAGAAGAGCUGCAAGGACUGCGAUAAGGUCUUGGCUGAACUUGAAACCAUAGACGAUGACACGGACAGAUUCGGCGUGCAGUUCGUCAAGGUCGCUGACAAGAAGCUCGCGAAGUCCUACGGCGUCAAGACCUUCCCAUCUCUGUCCUUCUUCAGGAAUAAGGAACCCAUGCACUAUGAAGGUGACUUAAUGGACGAGGCUGGAGUCCUGGAGUUCCUGACGAGCCUCGAGGCCAUGGAACUUCCGGACCAGAUCGAGGAAGUCAACGCCAAGAUCCUUGACAAAAUCGUCGAGGAGCAGGAGUUCGUGGCCGUUCUCUUCUAUAAGAACGAGUGCCGACGCUGCGUGAAGGUCCUACAGGAACUGGAGAACGUUGACGACGACGCUGAUCAGCUGGGAAUCGCCUUCGUCAAGAUCAACGACGCGGAGCUGGCCGACGAGUACUCGCUAGGCGCCCUUCCAGCGCUCGUCUACUACCGCCGCCGCAUCCCUGUUGUUUACGAUGGUGACUUGAUGAACGAAGAUAAGGUUCUCGAGUGGCUGGUGGAGAACAAGAAUACAGGAGAUGACGAUGACUUUAUCAACGACGUGACAGCGGGUCUCCUCAACACACUGAUCGACUCCAUGGACCAUCUCGCCGUCAUUUUCUACGACCGUGACGAAUCCGACGACACAGUGAUCCUGCAGGAACUGGAGAACAUCGACGACGAACUGGACGCCCAAGGAAUCCACAUCGUCAAGAUCGCCGACGAAGUGGCUGCCAAGGACUACGGUAUCGAGGACACGCCCGCCCUCGUCUACUUCGAGCAUGAGAUCCCCUCGCUGUACGACGGGGACCUGCACAACGAGGAGGAGGUGCUGGCGUGGCUGAUCGAGCAGCUGCACACGGACGAGAUCGAGGACGUGACGGACGAGAUGCUGGAUAAGCUGAUCCGGGAGUCCGAUCACCUGGCCGUCCUUUUCUACGACGAGGACGAGCCGGAGUCCCAGCAGGUCGUGAACGAGCUGGAGAACAUCGACGACGAGUGCGACGCGAGCGGCGUGUCCUUCGUCAAGAUCGACAACGACGACGAGGCGCAGGAGUACGGCAUCGAGAAACUCCCCACCCUCGUCUACUUCGAGAAGGGCAUCCCGUCGCUCUACACCGGUAACCUGCUGGCCGAGGACGAGGUGCUGGACUGGCUCGUACACCAGGUGGAGGACGACGAGAUCGAGGACGUGACGGACGAGAUGCUGGACCGACUCAUCGACCGCACCGAGCAUCUGGCUGUCCUCUUCUACGACAAGGACUCCCGCCGCAGCCGCAAGGUCCUCGCCGAACUGGAGAACAUCGACGACGAGUGCGACAGCCGCGGUAUCUUCUUCGUCAAGAUCGACAACGACGAGGAGGCCAAAGAGUACGGCAUCGAGGCCAUCCCGACGCUGAUCUACUUCGAGAGCGAGAUUCCGUACAUUUUCGAAGGCGACCUGAUGAAGGAGGAGGAGGUGCUGGAAUGGCUGAUUCACCACGUCGACAACGAGGAGAUCGCGGACGUCACCGACGAAAUGCUGGACAAACUGAUCACCAAUGAACCCUUCUUGGCGGUUCUCUUCUACGACAAAGACGAUGCCGAGGACCACGAGAUCCUCGGAGAACUGGAGAACAUCGAUGAUGACUGCGAACAAGCGGGCGUUCGCCGUCCGAGAUCACGAAGGAGAAGCAGAGGAGGAUAUGGAAAAGACCAACCUUCCCCGUCUCCUCCGUCAGGUGAUCUCUCCAACGAGCAAGAAGUCCUGGCGUGGUUGCUGCAGCAGAAGAACACAGACACUAUCGAAGAAGUGACCGACGAAAUACUGGACGACCUCAUUGGCAACUUCGAAUACGUCGUUGUCUAUUUCAGCGGCAAGUGCGAGGAGGGCGAGAAGUGCGACAAGAUCCUGGACGAGCUGGAGAACAUCGACGACGACACCGACGACCACGGCAUGCACUUCGUCACCACGGAGGAGACGUCCCUCGCCCACGAACACGGCAUCAAGACCAUCCCCGCCCUGGCCCUCUUCAGGAACGGAGAGCCGGUGGUGUUCAAGGGCGACCUGACCGACGAGGAGGCCGUCCUCGCUUGGCUGACGAGCGAGAACACCCUCGAGAUCCCCAACCAGAUCGAGGAGGUCAACGAGAGGAUGCUGGACCGGAUCCUCAACACGUCGGAUAACGUUGCCGUCUUCUUCUAUUCCGAGGGUGACAAGAAGAGCCGAGACAUCCUCCUCGAACUAGAAAACAUCGACGACGAAUGCGAUGACAUCGGCAUUGACUUCGUCAAGGUUUCGGACGAAAACAUCGCUAAGGAAUACGAAGUCGUGAUCCUCCCAGCUCUCGUCUACUUCAGAAACCGUUUCCCCCAGAUUUACGAAGGCGACCUCAAGGACGAGGAGGCUUUGUUAGAGUGGCUCAUCGACAACAAGGACAAAGGACCAGCAUCUAUCAUCGAGGAGGUGGACGGCCAGAUGAUCCAGAGCCUCGUGGAGGGCUUCGAGUACCUCGUGGUGUACUUCUACGACGAUAACUGCCCCACCUGCGAGACCGUCCUGGCCGACCUCGAGACCAUCGACGACGAGACGGACGACGUCGGCAUCCAGUUCGUCAAGACCAACGACGUGGAGGUCGCCGAGGACCUGGGCAUCAGCCACCUGCCCGCCCUCGUCUACUUCGAGGGCGGCGUGCCCAGCAUCUACGAUGGUGACAUCCAGGCAGAGGAGGAUGUGCUGGAGUGGUUGAUCGAACAGAGGCACGAGGAUACCAUUGAGAAUAUCAACAGACAGCUUCUCUACACGCUCAUCGAUACGCAAGAUUACCUCGCUGUCUAUUUCUUCAACGAGGAGAACGACGAGUGUCCCAAGGUGCUCCGCGUGUUGGAGAAGAUAGACGACGAGGCAGCCGAGUACGGAAUCCAGCUGGUGAAGAUGAACGACCGCCUCAUGGCCAAGAAAUACGGCUUCAGGAACCCUCCAGGGCUGGUGUACUUCAGGAAGGGCAAGCACAUCAAGUACGAGGGCGACCUGUACGACGACGAGGACGUGCUGGACUGGCUCACGGCCCCCGAGAACAUGGAGCUUAACGACGCCAUCGAGAAGGUCAACAGGAAGAUGUUCGAGAGGAUCAAGCAGACCACGGAUUAUCUGGCGGUCUUCUUCUACGCCGAAGAAGGCUGCAAACAGUGCCAGAAAGUCCUCGCUGAGCUGGAGAACAUCGAUGACGAGGCCGACGCCAACGGGAUCGACUUCGUGAAGAUCGACGACUCUCAGCUGGCAAAGGAGGUCGGGGUCUUCGCGCUGCCGGCUAUCGUCUUCUACCGAGCUGGCACCGAGGAACCUAUCAUCUAUGCCGGUGGCGAUAUGAAGAACGAGGAGAACCUCCUGUCGUGGCUUCUGACGGAGAAAGACCCAACAGCUGACUUCAUCGAGGACAUGAGUGGCGACGCCCUCCUCAGAGUCAUCCGGGACUCUGAUGCCAUCGCUGUCUAUUUCUAUAAUGAAGACACCAACGCCUGCAGCACUUGCAUGAAGGUUCUCGAGGAGCUGGAGAACAUCGAUGACGACACGGACAGAAUAGGCGUCAAGUUCGUCAAGACCCAAGACGCCAAGGUGGCCGAGCGCUACGGCGUGGUGAGCAUGCCGGCGCUGCUGUACUUCGAGCACCAGAUUCCCACCGUCUAUGAAGGAGACCUGUUGGCAGAGGAGGACGUCUUACAGUGGCUCAUCCUUCAGAAGACUGAGGAUAGGAUUGAAACUAUCAACAGAAACAUGCUGGAGGUCAUGCUCGAAGACACUCAGUACCUCGCCGUCUUCUUCUACAAGCCGAACUGCCGCGCGUGCGACACCGUUCUGGCGGAGCUGGAGAACAUCGACGACGAGUGCGACGUGUACGGCAUCCACAUGGUCAAGAUCCAGGACACGCAGCUGGCUAAGCGCUACGGCAUCAAGACGCUCCCCGCGCUCAUUUACUUCCGCAAUGGCAACCCGCUCAUUUUUGACGGUGAUCUGAGCGUGGAGUCGAGUGUCUACGAGUGGCUAAUUGAUGAUGACAAUCGCGAAUUGCAAGGCACUAUUGAGGAAGUCAAUAGGGCUAUGCUCAAACGCUUAAUUGAAUAUAACCCGUUUGUCGCUGUCGUCUUUAUAAGUGAAAUAAAGAGUGGGAAUUUUCUCUUGGAAUGGUUGAGUGACGAUGACAAUCGGGAAUUAGUUGACGAAAUUGAGCACGUAAACCCUGCCAUGCUGGACCAACUAGUUGCACAGUCGACCUAUUUGGCCGCCUUGUUUUACGAAGACGACUGUGCGGAUUGUGAACAGGUCUUGCAAGAACUCGAGAACAUCGACGACGAGGUGGAUAUGUUCGGUAUUGACUUCGUGAAGAUCAAUGACCCAGAUGCCGCCCAGAGGUUUAACAUCCUACACACUCCCGCCCUCGUCUACUUCCGGAAGAAGACGCCCUUGGUAUACGACGGCGACCUCUUGGACGAGGAGAAGGUGUUCAACUGGCUGACCUCUCAAGACGUGUUCGAGAUCAAGGACGAGAUCGAGGAAGUGAACAGGAAGAUGCUCGAGAAACUGCUGGACGAGAACGACUUCGUGGCUGUGUUCUUCUACGAGGACAACCCCAAGUGCGAAGAGGUCCUCACGGAGCUGGAGAAGAUUGACGAUGACACUGACGACCUGGACAUCACCUUCGUCAAGAUCAGGGACACGCGCUACGCCAAGAAGUACGGUAUUCAGAAGCUCCCCGCCCUGGUCUACUUCAGAAGAAGGUUCCCGAGCAUAUACAGAGGAGACCUCAUGGUGGAGGACGAGGUGCUGGAGUGGCUGCAGAAGAACAGAUUCAAGCACCCGGAGUUGAACCUCUUCAUGUACGCCACUGGAGCCAUCACCUUCGCGUUCAUCAUGUACACGUUAUUCCUCAUUUUCUGUUUCAAGAGCCCGCACCAGAAGGCCGCGUGAUUACGUCCGCUCACCUAGAUCUAUCUCUGAAUGAAAUUUUAAAAUAUUUUUUUUGUUUUUUUUUUCGGUUUGCAUACGAUCGUUAUUGCUUUUUUUCUGAAGAUAUCAAAGCAUAUCAGCUUGCUGCGACUUAGAUGGUUGUGUUAUAUAGCUGUGGGGGGUGGAGGACAGGAGCGACUUAUAAUGGAUGUGAAGUAACACUAUAUUCAUGUUCACGCAACCUGAAUGAUCUGAAGGAAACAACAUUUUCACUAAACAUGGUAAUAGAAAUGAAAAGUGAGUCCAAUCGUGACCGUUUCAUCUCAUUUCACGAAGAAACAAAGAUGAGGAAACUAUAAUUGUGAUGAAAUUCAUUACAUACGUAAUUUUGACCAUAGAAGAAAAGAAUAGAUUACUGUCAGCCAAGGGGAAAUCUAGAUGCAAUGUUGUGAUGUUUUCAGUGCUCAAUAACAAGCGAUUUCCUAAAGAAUGUGAUAGCUUAGCAUGUGCGCACUCGAACUGGGCAGUAAAAGUACCUCAUUGACCUGGAACUUUCACAGCCCAUUCGACCUCACAGUGUCAACAAACGAAAACAAAAAAGCAUUUUAAACAAUGACCAUACAGCCACAGUGAACUGCAUCAAACUUUUGGGUCAAAUCACGCCAUGGAAGUACACACGAAUUGAUGAAGAAAAAGAUAAAUACAUACUUAGAUGGAUCAUCUAUCUCGGCACCGUGUUUACAAAUCAGAUUCACUGUGGCUAAAGAAUAACACUAAUGCCUUGCUAAUGCUAACUAUAUGGGGUAAGGCGAUAAAAUAAUAGUUCGAGAAAGCUCCGUUCUUUUAUGCCUUCCGCGUGAAGGGGCGGACGCUUUCCUAGUCUGGCGUGUGUCCCGGGGUGCUCAAAGACGCCUUUAUCACUUGUCUUAUUUAUACACUCCUACGCCCUUCUCUUCCAUCCUCCUUUAUAUUUUUUAUCCUUUUCUAUGAUCCCUUCUCCCCUGUCUCUCCCCUGGCUUUGACUGAUACCUUUUACCACAAAGGGGAUUCACGACGAAAUCUUAAGACCUGGGGGUUACGGUGUAAAUUUAUAGAAUAUUGGAGAUUCAAAGCUAUUGAUUUCAGAAAAGGGUCAGGAGAUGAUUAUUUUUAUUUUCUAUUGAAGAAAAAAUGUGUUACAGGCAUAAAUGGCAUCCCUGAUUUUUUUAUACUCCUUGCCAUGGUCUUAUCCAAUAGAAAUCAGUCGGAACUGGCCUGUUGUAUUUCUCCUUUCCAUUUCAGUGUUGGUAGCGUGUCUGUUAUGUGUACAGUGUUAAAAAGAGUCCAGUGGCCUAUGUUUAACUAUUUCUGCCAUAGACAUAUGGAGAUUCUUUUGAUGUUCCUAUGCCCGCUGUGAUUCUGUACCUUGUUCGUGUAUAAGGCAUUUAUGCAAACUUGUUUCUACCUGACACUAAACUCAUGAAACGUUUCUGUCCGUGAAGUGGAAGAAGUGAACAGUAAUGCCCUUCAGAGGCAGCCGUGACAUGACGGAAUGACAAUAUAUUCACUAGGUGCUGAUUUCCUAAGAAAAAAGUUUCGUAUAGUCACAUAUAGAACACUAAACUAAGCUAGGUUUCUAAGUAGCAUCAUCUUCACAGACAGAAUUUAAAACGUUGUGAUAAACAAUGUUAUCCUUUGUUACAUGUAAAUUCUUCUUUAACCUCUAUAACCUUUUAUAAGCAUUUUAAGCAAGACGACACACAAGUACACUCUUCUCUGGAAGACGAGUUACAAUGGUGAUUGUUAAAUAGAAUGUUACUUAAGAUUGUUACUGUGCAAUGUUUAGCAUCGUGAGAAGUAGGGAUGUCCGUCCGCUAGAGCUCUCUGCUGCUGCUACAGGUAAUUACAUAUUUAUUCAUUAUUCAUAUUUCAAAUGAUAUUUUACACAUGAGCUUUGUUAGCUUUUUUAAUACACAAUAUUUUGUGAUGUUAUAACAACGUUUCUCGCAGAAUCAAUGAAUGUCUGGUAGAGUUUUUGAGAUAGUUACAGCUGUUAUGAUAUUAACUUUUGAUAGAAGUUAUAAACGCAAAUAUUUUAUAAAGUAAAUGCGUUCUCUAUAGCAUCAGAUGUAAAUAGAAUUGCAGUUCAAUAUAUCUUUAGUUACAACUAUACUCGUAAUAUCACCUCUAAAAUUAGCUAAACAACGCAAUUUUGAAGUCAGAACUUGUCUUCCACAUGGACUGAGGAACAGCAUAUUACACAGUUCCUGGAUCCAUUUACCUUUCCUACUCUUCCUCUCGGAACUUCUUUUUUUCCCGUCUCUACCGUAGCCAAUUCUACCAGUAUAUUCUCCCUCGUAUCUUAUUUAUCUACUGCCUUCUUUUCUAACCCCGCUCCCCUUGUUCACACAGCUAGACUCUUGGCUAACAUAGUGGUAAAAUACGCAAUGUUCUGUACAUUCUGACUUCCAUGUAUAAUAAAGAAAUAUUUGCUA
Messenger RNA from Penaeus monodon (black tiger shrimp), 7897 nucleotides. RefSeq lists its product as uncharacterized. The transcript is spliced from 33 exons. Lineage: Eukaryota; Metazoa; Arthropoda; Malacostraca; Decapoda; Penaeidae. The record is from RefSeq and is a predicted model, not a curated record. The coding region runs from base 309 to 5444 and encodes 1711 amino acids.